This is a messenger RNA of Amaranthus tricolor (Joseph's coat), 2970 nucleotides long. Its product is annotated as inactive protein kinase SELMODRAFT_444075-like. The coding region runs from base 425 to 2362 and encodes 645 amino acids. The transcript has 9 exons. The record is from RefSeq and is a predicted model, not a curated record. Lineage: Eukaryota; Viridiplantae; Streptophyta; Magnoliopsida; Caryophyllales; Amaranthaceae. Gene Ontology annotation, molecular function: protein kinase activity; ATP binding. Gene Ontology annotation, biological process: protein phosphorylation.
GAUCGUACGAAAGAACUUGGGACAACUUGUGCGAGUGGUCCCACACAAAAAAAAUUCAAUAAUUUGUUCAGAAUUCUGACCUGUUUUUGGAUCAAUUUCAAUGUCAUUAUUAACCCAGAUGAAGAACAUGGUCCAUUAAAGCUUAUACACAUCCACACACCUUUUUCAUUCACUCUUUAUUCCUCAAUUUCUGCACCAACACUAUAUCCUUUUACAAUUUACUCCUAUCAUGUAAUAAAUCCGUUAGUAUUAUGACAUUUAUCAUCCCAAUUCCCCAAACCCCAUCUUAUUUUUAGCAUUAUUCAUGCUUUAAUUAGCAAAAUUGAUGUAUUCAUAGUAUUUAUUGAUCUGGGUGAACAUGAAUUUGAUCAAAGAUUUGGUUUAAUGAAGAAGAAAUUAGUUUUACGGUUUAAGGAAUCGAAAAAUGAAUCAAAAUCAAAGUCAGAAGAAGUUUGUUGUGGUUGCUGUGAAAGCUUCAAGAGAAAUUCCAAAGACUGCAAUGGAAUGGGCACUUACCCAUGUUGUUCAACCUGGGAAUUCUAUUAAAUUAUUGGUCGUCACUUCCCCUCAAACUUUUGGCAAAAAGCUCUGGGGGUUUCAAAGGUUUACCACUGAUUGUGCAAGUGGUGCAUGGAGAUCUCACACAGGGACACUUUUGGAUCAAGAGGACGACAUUACCGAUUCUUGUUCACAAUUGAUUCAAAAAUUGUGUAAAGAUCACAAAUCGUGCAAGAUAAACGUAAAGAUAAAAGUUCUCUCCGGUUCCAUUGACGGAGUUGUGGCAGCUGAAGCCAAGAAGGAUCGAACAAAUUGGGUGAUACUGGAAAAAAAGCUGAAAAAUGAAGCAAAACAAUGUAUGGAGCAGCUUCAGUGCAAUGUGAUUAUGAUGAAAGGAUCUCACCCAAAGGUUCUUAGAUUGAAUUUAACAGGUUCUGGUGAAUUGGAACCUGAAGUCAUGCAGUCAUUAUCCUCCAUUGUUGAAGCACCAAAUUCAAAAGAUACAUACAAAUUUCCCCAUACAAUCAAAGUCCCAAAUGUGACUCCAAUCAGUAGUCCCGAGCACAAUACAUCUUACUCUGCGACUGAUGUAGGAACAUCGUCUAUAUCAAGCUCCGAGACUUCGUCAUAUUUUAUCUCUGAGACAAUUGAGGAAAAAAAAGACUCGGACUCAGAUUCUGAUAAUGAAUCAUUGAGUUCAACAAGCUGUCAUCAGCCUUGGAUGCUCAGUAGUCCCGUUUUUGGUAGCGCCAACUUAAAAUCUGACGUAGAUGGUUCAUUAAAAUCUACCGAUCAGAUUCUGGCUUCUGCAUCCUUAAGUCUGCUGAAAAGAUUUUCGGUAGCUGAAAUGCUGAAUCCUAGGCAGAAUCUUAAUUCAAACUUUACAAGUGUUCGGGAUGCUAUCUCGUUGUCUAAAAAUUCGCCUGCUGAUCCACCACCACUAUGCUCGAUAUGCCAGCAUAAGACGCCGAUAUUUGGAAAACCUCCAAAGUCGUUCACAUACUCAGAGUUGGCAAUGGCUACCGAUGUAUUUUCGUUGACCAAUUUUCUAGCGGAAGGUGGGUUUGGUUCUGUGUAUAGUGGGGUGCUGCCGGAUGGACAGAUCAUUGCAGUGAAGCAAUAUAAACUGGCUAGUUCUCAGGGAGAUUUGGAAUUUUGCUCUGAAGUGGAGGUCUUAAGUUGUGCACAACAUCGUAAUGUUGUAACUUUGAUAGGAUUCUGUGUGGAGGGUGGAAGAAGAUUGUUGGUUUAUGAAUAUAUUUGCAAUAAAUCGUUGGAUUAUCAUCUUUACGGACGUAGCAAUAACAUAUUAGAAUGGUCUGCACGGCAGAAGAUAGCUAUUGGAGCUGCUCGAGGAUUGAGAUACCUUCAUGAAGAAUGUCGUGUUGGCUGUAUUGUCCACCGUGAUAUGCGACCGAAUAAUAUCCUACUAACCCAUGACUUUGAACCAUUGGUCGGAGACUUUGGAUUGGCAAGAUGCCAGGCCGAUGGAGGCGUAGGCGAGGAAACAAGAGUGAUAGGGACAUUUGGGUAUCUUGCGCCUGAAUAUGCUCAAAGUGGUCAGAUCACGGAAAAAGCUGAUGUUUACUCAUUUGGCAUAGUACUACUAGAACUUAUCACAGGACGGAAAGCUGUGGAUAUAAAUCGGCCAAAGGGAGAGCAAUGCCUCACAGAAUGGGUACGGAGAUUAGUAAAACAAGAGAACCUCAAAAAGUUGGUUGAUCCAUUCUUGGGGAGUAGCUAUGCGAAAGAGGAGCUUUGCUCGAUGUUACAUUGUGCCUCGUUGUGCAUCAGAAAGGAUCCAAAUUCAAGGCCUCGUAUGUCUCAGGUUCUCCGGAUGUUGGAGAGUUGUAUGUUGAGCUGAAUCACUUAAGCAAAGGCUCGAUCCUGGCGACGGGUAACCCGACAGCAACGGAAGUAUUGUACUUUGUGACGAAGUACAUAGCGUGUCCUAUAUUUUUACUCUAGACGUUAUGUGCAUACGAAGGAGUGCUGAAAUUUUGGAGAAAUCCCGUCCAAGCAUGUUUAGGGAAAUCCCUCAUUAUGUAACAGGAUAGUCGAAGCUCAAUUCUUAAUUUUCUGCAAAUGUGCAUCAAUCGUCUUAUGUCAAUGCGGAUUUGAGGCCGCCUGUAAAGUUUCUGUAGCUAACAUUUCUUUCUAAAGAUGUGUUUUCCUUAUUUUUCCUGUAUAAUUUUAGACUAAUAAGUGCACAAGUUUAGAGUAUACUUGUAAAUCUUUAGAAGGUGUAUCAAUAGCCAGUGAGACUGGAUGUACAUGUUUAGUUAUGCAAUCAUGCACUCUUCUGUAUUCACUAAUAAUUAUCCAUGUGAACCGGUGAUUUUGGGCACGUAUAAUGUGUUGCGCUGUAGAGACAUUUUAAAAAAUGCAGUUAAAUUUUUUUAAUGCAUUUUCACUCUGCGUCUAUGUGACAAAUCUCUAUAUCCGUUUGUACAACAUGAAUGUUGAAUAUGU